CUGAUUGGCUGUAGUUGAGUAAAUCAAACAUCCGUUCGCCAUCGCGGGCAAGGCUCCCGUUGAUUAGCGGGCCGGUUGCGGGUUUGAAGAUGGCAAACAAUGGGAGCGAGCUGGGGCUGGGGCCGGGGCCGGGGCCGGGGCCCGAUGAGAAGAAGCGGAAACUCGGCUUUAGCGGGCCGGAGGCAUCGGGCUCCGAAAGAGGUGGCUUCAACUUGGAGUGUUUCCGCGUGGAGACAAUACUACGGGAAAGCGCGCGGGACAAAACAAUCUUCAUUCACGGCAAGUUCAGGUCUCCAGAGCGCUCCCAUAUUGAUUUAUGUGCUUUCUUUCAGUGGGUGUAUAACAUUCUGGAAAAGAAGGCAGAAGCUGACCGUAUAAUUUAUGAAAAUCCAGAUCCUCAAGACGGUUUUCUCCUGAUUCCAGACUUAAAAUGGAAUCAGAAACAGGUGGAUGACCUAUACCUAAUCGCUAUUUGCCAACGGCAUGGGCUGAAGUCACUGCGGGACCUAACAGGAGAACACCUGUCAAUGUUGCAGAAUAUAUUGCAGGAAGGACAGGUUGCCAUCUCCAAGCGUUAUAAUAUUCCAGGAAGCCAGCUGAGGAUUUACUUUCAUUAUCAGCCCUCCUACUACCACCUCCACAUUCACUUUACUGCUCUUAGCUAUGAUGCUCCAGGAACCAUAGUGGAACGUGCACAUCUACUUUCCAGCGUCAUAGAGAACCUGCAGACUGACCCAGAGUACUACCAGAAGCGAACAUUAACUUUUGCUUUGAAGGCUGAUGACCCACUUCUGCAACGGUUCAAAGAGGCAGGAAGGGUGAAGGAGAGAGAUUAUUUGUUCACAUAGUCAGUCUUUGCAGCCUGUGUUCUUUGAACUGAAUCAGCCUAGAAUCUCUCUCUCUCUGACACACACACACACACACACACACACACACACACACACACACGUUGCGCCGGGUUACACUGGUUUAAAAGCACCCACACUGGCAACAGAAAGCUUUUUCAGUGAGCAGACCAUCAGUCUGACCUUCAUUCACUCAGAACAUAGAUCUUCAAAAGGUUUCAUUUGAACAAAAUGAAUGUUGUUGCUAUGGCAUUGAAAUGUUCCUUGCUAUAAAUUAGAGAGAGACUAGACUAAAAUCCGUCUGUGUGGCUUUAAGAAAAAAAAGGAAGUGAAUUUGUUUUGUCUGUGCAAUCAGGCAUGACCUUUUGAUCUCCAUCAUGGUACUCUUAGAAUAGAAGCUGGCAGGGGUAGGGUCGGGAAAGAGGAUAGAAAGAUGCAGGCAUUUGUAAACUGAUGCAAAACUCAGCCAAGAUUGUUCAAUCAAAUUUUCAUUGUAGUUUGCUCAUGCAGAAACGCAUGGAAAUCUUUGUUCUGAAUAAGCAGAGGUUAUGCUGGGUGAAGACUGCUUAAUGGAGCUAUCCCCACUAUUUGUGCUUCUAAACCAGGGCAACCCACUCAGCAUAUGUUUGCUUUUGUGUGGGUGGAUCCAGAUUCUUGAUGUUCGUUUUCCUGUCAUGGAGGAUUUCCUGCUUCCUGUAUGGAAAAAAUCUGUGAACUUAUUUAUAAAGAAAUUGUUAACAGAUUCCCUAAUAGUAUAGUAAUUCUAUGUACCCCACCCCUCCCCCCCCACCCUUUGAACACCCUGAGUUUUGCUGAGAAAUAUCCCACAGAUAGCGUCAGCACUUUGGCUGUUUUUCACGUGCAAAUCAAUAUAUAGGUGAUGCUGUGCUGAUCAAUCAAAGGGAUGUCACACUCUUCUCGGGUCAUCAGGCAAAGUACACACUUCCACACCUUCCAUUAGAUGGCAGUGGAAGUGAGAGUUGCAUUUGUUUUCUUCCUUCACCAAAUCUUCCCUUUGCCAGUGGCCAGCAGCUGAGGAGGUGCCCAGCCAACUCAACACAGAGCGGUCAUUUCAGAAAGUGUUAACAGUAUAGGGCGGCACAGUGGCUCAGUGGUUAGCACUGCUGCCUCAUAGCGCCAGGGACCCAGGUUCGAUUCCACCCUUGGGUGACUGUCUGUGUGGAAUUUGCACAUUCUUCCCGUGUCUGCAUAGGUUUCCUCCAGGUGCUCUGGUUUCCUCCCACAGUCCAAAGAUGUACAGGCUAGGUGGAUUGGCUGUGCUAAAUUGCCCUGUAGCGUUCAGAGAUGAGUAGAUUAGGUGGGUUAUGGGGGGAUGGGUCUGGGUGGGAUGCUCUGAGGGUCGGUGUCGCCUGUUUCCACACUGUCGGGAUUCUAUGAUUCUGUGAUGAGAAUGUCAGCCAGGCAAGCAGCAGCUACUUCAUCAAAUUGGCCUCUCUCUCCUGCUGACCCAAACAUCAUGAUGGCACACUUUCUGCCUCCUUCCACAGCACCCUUCAGUUGCAUGAUCUCCUGGUAUAUGUCUCUCGCGCUGGGAGACUUAGAAACCAUUGCAGUGGUUCGUUACUCUAUUUAUAAAGUAUAGUGUAUCUUUGGGUAUCUCAGUAGCUCAUACUGAUGACUGGCUAUUACACUGCUGCCAGGAGUUUGCUACAGAAUGCCUUUCUAUUGGAAACAGAAAGCCCCCUUUCCAAUAGAGAAACUCUUGGCCUCCAGCUGAUUCAAUACUUUGCUGGUUUGUGUUUAUUUACCUUCCCAUCUGGGGGAAUUGCCAGUGUAUGCUCAUCUGGGACAUGGAUUUUAAUUUUAAGAAUAGUUUAGAAAGAGGUUCAACAAUGCCAGCUGAGAAUCUGUGGUUUCCUUUUUUGGCAGCUUUGUUCUCUUUUGUUUUCUCAUCCCCUGAAGAUGCUUCCUUUGGGUGAGGUACUGUGACCCAAUCAUCAGUAUCUUUCCUAUACUUCAAUGGUGCGUGACCCUACACAGUAUGUGUUGGUGAGUAAAUCAAAAGAAGGAAUAAAAAGCCAGAUCUUCAUGGACAUGCAUUUCCUGACAGGGUAAUUUGGCAGAUAUCAGGACUAAGGGCCAUGGUAAGCUUUCUUCCCUCAGGACAUUUGUAGAUCCCAGUCCCUCUUCUGCCUGAGAAUCUGAAUGUUCCAGGUAGCAGGAAGCAAACCCAAGACCUCCUGCUCUCUAUGGCUCAGUGGAGCAUUUACCCAGCAGAGUACCUAGAGAUCUGACCUGCCUUUUCCUCCACCAAACCCCAAACCCAAAUACUUGUUAAAAUCAUAAGUAGGUGUAUUAUAAAUUAAUACAAUCAGAAUGGGAGCUUUUUGAUAUAUUGAUGGUUAUAAAUUUUUAAAUGCAGCUUUACAGGAAGUUAAAGAUCAAUAAACAUUUUGAACAAAUAAA
Molecule: messenger RNA, 3272 nt
Organism: Rhincodon typus (whale shark)
Lineage: Eukaryota; Metazoa; Chordata; Chondrichthyes; Orectolobiformes; Rhincodontidae
Gene: dcps
Product: decapping enzyme, scavenger
Exons: 4
Coding region: 90-848 (252 amino acids)
Biological process (GO): deadenylation-dependent decapping of nuclear-transcribed mRNA
Cellular component (GO): nucleus; P-body
Molecular function (GO): RNA 7-methylguanosine cap binding; hydrolase activity
Source: RefSeq, a predicted model, not a curated record